Messenger RNA from Ilex paraguariensis (yerba mate), 2715 nucleotides. The record is from the annotation of a GenBank genome assembly. NCBI's taxonomy places the organism in Eukaryota, Viridiplantae, Streptophyta, Magnoliopsida, Aquifoliales, Aquifoliaceae.
CUGAAAAGUGAAAACAGAAGAAAAAAAUCCUUCCAAGCCAAUGGUUCCUAGUCAACUAUAGCACCUUAAUAUUCUAAUACCAGGAGCAGAAGAUCAGCUUGAGCUGUUCAAGCCCCAAAGCCAUACCAUCGAAAGUAGAAGCAAUUUCCUGGAAAUUCUCAAAUUGUCUUUCAUCCUCAUACUCUCCAAUCCCUUUGUAGUCCAAGUCAAGCAGGACCCAAAGUCCACGAAUGUUGAAUCACAAAAAAGCCUCCAAACCCACCUCUAUGAUUCAUACCACAACAUGAUUAUAAACCAACCUCAGCAAGGGCAUCCCAGUAAUUCACCCUGAAUCAAUCCCUCCCCUUAACUUCCCCAGAAAACAAAGAACAGAGAGCUAACAAAACACAUAGUCUAAGCAGCUGCAUAGUGCAAAGGAACCAGAAGAGAGAGAAGAUGGAGGGAGGGAGGCUUGAAGACAACAUUGGGGUGAGAGAAGAACUCAUCAAGAAAGCUUGUAAUUUGGCUAUGAAAGCCCACAAAUCUGCGGGCAAGCCUUACCUGUUUGAGAAAAGUCGCAGCCCAACUGAAGCUAUUUUUGGGUUUGCUGGAUCAUGGUCUGUGGGUGAUUGGUUUAGUCAAAAGCCUUUCGGAGAAGUACAAAUCGAUCGUGAAAUUUUUCCAUCUGUGAGAAGUAUUGGAACCGAUGAAGUUGGGUUGGUGAAUAAAGCGUUCUAUGACAGAUUUGAAGAAAUUAGAACAAAAUCGUCGCUUGAAAAUGAGGUGGACAAGGCAGUUUCAGAGAAAAGGCAGAUAGUGUUUGCAGGGCACUCCUCAGGUGGAGCAAUAGCCAUCCUUGCAGCCCUCUGGUUCCUAGAGAAGUACAUCAGACCUAAUGCCAACAACAUCCCUCCUAAAUGUGUGACAUUUGGUUCCCCACUUGCUGGUGAUAGGAUUUUCCCCCAUGCUCUCAGGCGUGAGAAUUGGGCUCGCCACUUCAUUCAUUUCAUCAUGAGGUAUGACAUUGUCCCACGAAUAAUGCUCGCCCCACUCUCGUCCAUUGAACAAGAAUUACAACCGAUUCUUGAUCUCUUCAAACCGAGAUCCUCCUCACCCUUUGAUCAUGAAUUCAAUAGCAAAAUCAAUGUAGCUUCAGCUUUCUUUGUGACUGUCAUGAGAAAUGCAUCAGCAAUUUCAAGCCAUGCUGCUUGUAAUCUCAUGGGCACCACCAAUUUACUCUUGGAAACUGUUUCGAGCUUUGUUGAACUAAGCCCUUACAGACCCUUUGGCACCUAUGUUUUCUGCACUGGCAAUGGAAAAUUGGUGGUUGUUAGAAACCCAGAUGCUGUACUUCAAUUGUUGUUCUACAGUGCUCAGUUAAACUCUCAAACAGAAGGCGCAGAUGUUCUUCAUAAAAGCUUCAAGGACCAUUUGAUUUAUGAAGAUGAAUUGAAGGAAAGCUUGGAUAUGCAGGAUGUGGUUUAUCUAGAGCAGCUGGAAGACCUUCCAUUGUCUUCGGAUGGCAGUGCAUCCGUUGAUGUGGCCACAACAAACACAGCUUUGAAGGAUCUCGGCCUGAGCACGAGAGCCAGAUUGUGUCUUCGCGCUGCAGGAGAGAUGGAGAAACAAAAGCUGAAAAACCAGGCUAAGAUUAAUUCUAACAAGGACAACAUUGAGAAAGGACUAAAAAUGAUACAGGACUACCAAACAGAGUGUGAAGUCCGCAAGGUUGGUUAUUAUGAUGCUUUCAAGCUUCAGAAAUAUGAAAACGAUUUCUUCGCCAAUGUGAAGAGGGUCGAGUUAGUAGGCAUAUGGGAUGAGAUCAUUGAAAUGUUAAAAAGGUAUGAACUUCCGGAUGGAUUUGAGGGCCAGAAGGACUGGAUAGAGCUAGGAACCAGGUUUCGACGACUUCUUGAGCCUCUAGACAUUGCCAACUACUAUAGACACUUGAAGAAUGAGGACACUGGCCCUUACAUGAUAAGGGCUAGGCCAAAACGGUAUAGAUUCACGCAAAGAUGGCGAGAACACGCAGAAAGGAUGGCAGUUGGAUCAAGCUUUGAGUCCUGUUUCUUGGCUGAUGUGGAGGAGCUAAGAACAAAUCCAUUUGAAAAGGUGAAGGAGAAAAUUAUGAGCCUCGAUAAUCAAGUAUACAAAUGGGUUUGUGAUGGGGUUCUAGGCAAAGAUGUUUUCUUGGAUGAAUCUACCUUCACAAAGUGGUGGAAAACCCUUCCUCCCCAGCAUAGAUCAGCAUCCUGCAUUUCAAACUAUAUCAACAGUUAAGGAAAAGAGGGCAGGCCUUGACAAAACGGUAACUGCCUCUCUGCUUGUUGGGUAAGGUUGCGUACAUCUAACCUUCUUCAGACCCGCAAUGGUAGGAGUCUUGUGCAUUGAGUACGCCUUUUUACCAACAGUUAAGGAAAGUUUUCCAUACUUUGGCCUUAAAGUGAACUGCUAGAGAAUAUUACACAGAUUAUGCCAACGGUGAAGCUCAAGGUCUGAUUCCCUCUUCAUCAGCAGCUUUUGGUCAUGUAAAAUUUGCUACCAUGUUUUGAUGUAGCCUUGGGUUUAGUCUCUCCGUUACAUUAUCUUGUAGGUUUGGUUUUUGUUUGUUUGUGAAAUGUGGUCUUUUCACUGGCUUGUUUCUUCCUUCAGUGUUUUUUUUUUCUUCUUUGUGAGUCUUGCUUUAUAUGUUUUCUACGUGAAAUAAAAGUCCUGUUUGAUUUGCGUAUUAAAAAA